Molecule: messenger RNA, 2625 nt
Organism: Colletotrichum destructivum
Lineage: Eukaryota; Fungi; Ascomycota; Sordariomycetes; Glomerellales; Glomerellaceae
Exons: 4
Coding region: 188-2290 (700 amino acids)
Source: RefSeq, a predicted model, not a curated record
GAUAAGUGCCGUCAGAAACGGGCACCCGCUGCCAUCAAGAGACGGCGGCCUUUCAUCUCCAUGUUCAAGACACUGACCUGUGUUCUAGUGCAACGGUCUGCGACCAUGUAGUCACUGCAAACGCCGCGGCCUCGCUUGCGAAUAUGCUACCAUAUCCAAGACGAUUCUGGAUUCCAUCCCCCUGGGAAUGAAGCUGCUCGAAGAGAAGACAGUCAACCGUCACAAACACGCUGCUGCACUGCUCGGUCUUCUUCGUUUCGUGCCCGAUGACCAAGUCCACGACGUCCUCCAGCAGUUGCGAGUCGGGGGAGAUGCUGGGAACAUCGUUGAUAGCCUUCAAGGACAAUUCUAUUCCGCCGACGACCACCCCUUCCCCAAACUUAUCCAGGUGGCUCCUCCCCCUGGCCAGACUUCUCUGGAGUUCGAGUUGAUGGUGCGUCACGCCGCUGCCUAUUCACCUUGGGCUCUGACAGAACUCCCACGUACGGAGUACGAUUCUGCGUUGCAACUAGCUCCAAGCAAUUCUGUCGGAUCGCCUUCUGCAGAAAUUUUGCCAAUUUCGACGAACACGCCAUCUCGCCUCUCUCCUUCAGACUCAGAACCGUCUUCUUCUGGCGGUAAGCCUCCCUUUAUGACUGCGAACUCGCGAGACGGAAGUGCCGGUCAUAGUUUCAGCUUUAGUUCCCAAGACAAGCCCGGCAAGCGAGAGGCCGGAACUCUCGAUUUCCCACCUCUCUGUGACGAAAGACUUCUCAACGCGGACAUUUUGGCAUGGACUGGAGUGAAAAUCCCCAGUCUAGCAGCCAGGAGAAUCGUUUCUCUGUAUCUCGAAACAGACCAUGCGAUCACGGCGCUAUUCGACGUUGAUCUCUUUCUAAACGAUUUGAUGUCCGGCGGCACGCGCUUUUGCUCCAGGUUCCUCGUCAGCUCCCUGCUUAGUUGGACUUGUGUAAGAUACAUUGCUCUUCUCGCAAAUUAUGACUCACGAAUAUGCCCUGAUAUCAUGUUGCAGCAAGCUUACGCGUCUUACGAUUUAGAGGCGACGGCUUGGAGUUAUUCGUUCUAUGAUGAGGCAGAACGGCUCCUGGAACACGAAACGGCAAUGGGAAUGGCAACUCCUAACACCGUGGCCGCCAUGCUUUACCUGAGCAUGUCCGCGACCUGCCAUGCAAAGAGUACUACGGCCGCUACCGAGCAUCUGGAUCACGCUAUCAAUCUUGCCAAAAGCAUAGGGCUGUUUGGCAUUGCCGACGAGGGCAUGCCCGAGAGAUGGCCAGACGGAGCUACCAACUUUCUCUGGGAGAACGCACUGGCACAAACGGCCUGGGGAAGCUUUGUCUACAUCACAACACAAUGUGCGCAGAACAAGACGUGCAAAAUAGCCUAUCCGCCUAGAUCGCCUAUCCCAGGAGACGCAGAGGACUUCGAAGACGCCAAAUCUCCGGACGGGUCGCACUUCUCAGCUUAUAUGGGAACCACAUUCCCGUACCUUUGCAAACUAGCACUGAUCGCACACGACAUGAUCUGGGUGAACUACGGCAACAUCUUGCGGGUGGAGGGGUACAGCAUGAUCGAGCACAUGGAGGUGCUUUACAGACGGUAUUUAUCAUGGGCCGACAGGUUGCCGCUGGAACUGGUGCGGAGCGGAGAGAGUGGUCACCAUGUUCUGAUUCUGCAUAUUUACUUCCAUGCGUUUGUGCUGGAUCUCUUCCGUCCCCUGGUUCAUCAUGGUGACGCGAUACGAGCCCAGCUUGAGUCCUUUACCUCCCAGCAAGCGUCUCCCGAGGCCAUCUGCCUCGCUUCAGCAACUCAACUAGGCGGGAUCGUGGCCACGUACCUCCAGAGGUACAGCUCCGCGUCCCAAAGCUUCCCCUGGAGCACGGCGCUUCUCUACUUUGCGAACGCCGUCAUACGAGAACUGGGGCGCGCCGCUGACACCUCUGAGAAGCUCGCCGACUUGCGCACAUGUAUCUUCGGCUAUCAAAGACUACAGCGCUCCUUUCGGCUGUCGUAUGGGAUCAUUCGCAGUCUGCUGUCGAUGGCGCUGCGGGAAGGGGCUGUGGGAUCCUUGGAGGCGAGGGCCAUCAUGAACGACACGGACGAGAGGGCGAAGCAUCAUCGGGGAUAUGGCGAGGUCCGGGCGCUUUUUGUCGUCGAUCUCGACCUCGGAACGUUGGAUCCGGUGGCGGCGCACGUCGACAGGCUGGCGGCCGAGUUCGAGGAGCUCGCGAUCUUCAACGAGUUUACGGUGGUCAAUUCGGGGCGGGAGGCGACGAACACCUCGAUCUAAGCCGUGAGUUCCAAGACGGAAGGCGGACAUGCUGGCAACUCAGAGAGGAGAAAGGGGGGAACAGGGGAAUACCGGAGUCAAAUAUUACAGUCCGCGGACUUGGAAAGUCUGACAGGCUAUUGCGCAGGACGCGUCCACAAGAGGGGAAAUACUAAGACAACGCCACCGUAGCGGAAAUGAAUUCACUAGGUCGAGAUAGAUUCGGGGAAUGCCAGGAAACUUGAGAUGGAGCUUGAGCUGUCGGGAUGCCUUCCAGCUGGGCGUGCGGGAAUCUUCCGGUGUGUGAACUCCUGGAGACGGAGAGGGCGGAGCUGUGUACAAUGGUGACCGAAUAC